Molecule: messenger RNA, 1200 nt
Organism: Penicillium oxalicum
Lineage: Eukaryota; Fungi; Ascomycota; Eurotiomycetes; Eurotiales; Aspergillaceae
Product: WD40 repeat domain-containing protein
Exons: 5
Coding region: 1-1200 (399 amino acids)
Biological process (GO): G protein-coupled receptor signaling pathway
Cellular component (GO): cytoplasm; heterotrimeric G-protein complex
Molecular function (GO): signaling receptor complex adaptor activity; protein binding
Source: RefSeq, a predicted model, not a curated record
AUGCAGGCCAAGAUCACUGCGGCCAGGCGCGAAGCUGAGGGUUUGAAGGAUAGGAUCAGACGCCGGAAGGAUGAGCUGGCCGAUACCUCUCUUCGUCAGGUUGCGCAGGGCCAGACCGAUACCCUUCCUCGAAUUGGGAUGAAACCUCGUCGGACACUGAAGGGCCAUCUCGCCAAAAUCUACGCCAUGCACUGGUCGACCGACCGCCGUCAUCUCGUCUCGGCCUCACAAGACGGCAAGCUGAUCAUCUGGGACGCCUACACUACGAACAAGGUCCACGCCAUCCCGUUGCGCUCCUCGUGGGUCAUGACGUGCGCCUACGCGCCCAGUGGAAACUACGUGGCUUGCGGUGGUCUUGACAACAUCUGUUCCAUUUACAACCUGUCCUCGCGCGAAGGUCCCACUCGCGUUGCUCGGGAGUUGUCUGGUCACUCUGGUUACUUGUCCUGCUGCCGCUUCAUCAAUGAUCGCCGCAUCAUCACUUCCUCUGGAGACAUGACCUGUAUGCUGUGGGAUAUUGAGUCCGGCACCAAGGUCACGGAAUUUGCGGAUCACCUCGGCGACGUGAUGUCGAUCAGCAUCAACCCGACCAACCAGAACAUCUUCGUCUCCGGUGCUUGUGAUGCUUUUGCCAAGCUUUGGGACAUUCGAACGGGCAAGGCUGUUCAAACCUUUGCCGGCCAUGAGUCCGACAUCAAUGCAAUCCAGUUCUUCCCCGACGGUAAUGCCUUUGGUACCGGCUCUGAUGACACUACAUGCCGUCUCUUCGACAUUCGGGCCGAUCGGGAGCUAAAUAGCUACCAUGACCAAGUUCUUUGUGGCAUCACCUCGGUCGCAUUCUCCGUGUCUGGUCGACUGCUGUUUGCUGGUUACGAUGAUUUCGAAUGCAAGGUAUGGGACGUCUUGCGGGGCGACAAGGUCGGCUCGCUGAGCGGACACGAGAAUCGGGUGAGCUGCCUGGGUGUCAGCAAUGACGGCAUCAGUCUAUGCACCGGAUCCUGGGACUCUCUGUGGAGGGACCUCGGGAUCCUCGACGAAAGCGACGACAGCGAUGUUUCACCACGACGAGAGCUCUGCCGCUUGAACGACCAUGAUCGGAGGUUCGACGAUUCCAUUUGUGUGGCGGUGGCACCUCCCAGAGUGCCGGCUGCGGUCACGAUUCCGCCCACUUCAGAUUCCAUGGCCUCACCGGUCCCUUGA